Molecule: messenger RNA, 4096 nt
Organism: Pseudophryne corroboree (corroboree frog)
Lineage: Eukaryota; Metazoa; Chordata; Amphibia; Anura; Myobatrachidae
Gene: NPLOC4
Product: NPL4 homolog, ubiquitin recognition factor
Exons: 17
Coding region: 219-2054 (611 amino acids)
Biological process (GO): ubiquitin-dependent protein catabolic process
Cellular component (GO): nucleus
Molecular function (GO): ubiquitin protein ligase binding; ubiquitin binding
Source: RefSeq, a predicted model, not a curated record
UCCCUGUUCUGUGACGCUCUGGUAAUGUGAGUGAGUGAGAGAAACGACGACUGGUGUUUGCAGAUGCGGAAGCAUUUUGCUGCGGACUGUCCCGGCGGAACCUUACCUCAGUCACAAUUCCGGGGGAAGCAUUUUGUUGUGACACCAGUACUCCCGGACCGGCCGGGUGCAGACGUCAGAGGCCGGGAUUCUGACAGAGUAGCCCGGCAACCGGGAACAUGGCGGAAAGUAUUACCGUUCGUAUUCAGUCUCCGGAAGGAGUAAAGCGCGUCAGUGCAAGCAAACGUGAAUCAGCAGCCACAUUUCUCAAAAAGGUAGCGAAAGAAUUUGGUUUUAGGAAUAAUGGCUUCUCCGUCUACCUGAACAGGAAUAGGACAGGAGAAAUAUCAGCUAGCCAAAACAAGUCACUUAAUCUACUAAAGAUCAAACAUGGCGAUAUGCUGUUUCUUUACCCGUCCAGCUCUGCUGGGCCAUCAUCUGAGGUCAUGGAUAUAUCUGCGUUGACUCAAGCUCCCAGACCUGCAAGUGCAUCCCAAGUGGUGGAAGAUGAAAUUGACCAAUAUCUAUACAAACAGGAUGGAAAAAUAUACAGGAACAAAGACCCUCAGCUGUGUCGGCAUGGGCCACUGGGUAAAUGUGUGCACUGUGUCCCGUUAGAGCCUUUUGAUGAGGAUUAUCUCAACCAUCUGGAGCCCCCAGUCAAACACAUGUCCUUCCAUGCCUACAUUCGGAAACUGACAGGAGGUGCAGAUAAGGGUAAAUUUGUGGCCUUGGAAAAUAUCAGCUGCAAGAUUAAAUCUGGCUGUGAGGGGCACCCACCGUGGCCAGAGGGCAUCUGUACAAAAUGCCAACCUAGCGCCAUCACACUUAACCGACAGAAAUAUAGACAUGUAGACAACAUUAUGUUUGAGAAUCAUACAAUUGCUGACCGCUUCUUGGACUUCUGGCGCAAGACUGGAAACCAACGCAUUGGCUACUUGUAUGGGCGCUACACCGAACACAAGGACAUCCCUCUGGGCAUCCGGGCAGAGGUUUCCGCUAUCUACGAACCUCCACAGAUUGGAACACAGAACAGCCUGGAGCUGCUUGAUGAUCCAAAGGCAAAAGCAGUGGAUGAGAUUGCAGCCAAGCUUGGCAUAAGAAAGCUUGGCUGGAUAUUCACAGAUCUGGUUUCAGAAGACACCAGGAAAGGUACUGUCCGGUACAGUAGGAACAAAGAUGCAUAUUUCUUGAGUUCAGAAGAAUGUAUCACAGCUGGUUUCUUCCAGAACCAGCACCCGAACCAAUGCCGCCUCUCACCGGAUGGAGACUUUGGCUCUAAAUUUGUAACAGUGGUGGCCACAGGUGGACCAGAUAACCAGGUGCACUUUGAGGGUUACCAAGUGUCAAAUCAGUGUAUGGCACUUGUACGAGACGAGUGCCUCUUGCCAUGUAAAGAUGCUCCAGAGUUAGGCUAUGCCAAAGAGUCAAGCAGUGAGCAAUAUGUCCCUGAUGUCUUUUAUAAGGAUAUCGACAAAUUUGGCAAUGAAAUUACCCAAUUGGCACGACCUCUACCUGUAGAGUAUUUGAUCAUUGAUAUCACCACCACAUUCCCAAAAGAUCCAGUAUAUACUUUCUCCACCUCCUCUAACUUGUUUCCCAUUGAAAACAGAGAAGCUCUGGGUGAGACACAGGACUUCCACAGUUUGGCCACUUACCUUUCCCAGAACCCAUCCUCCAUCUUCCUUGAGAUCAUCUCAGAUUUUCACUUACUUCUCUUCUUAGUCACCAAUGAGGUGAUGCCACUACAGGACAGUAUUAGCUUGCUGUUGGAGGCCUUGAGAACCAGGAAUGAAGACCUUGCUCAAACUUGGAAGAAAUCAGAGCAGUGGGCUACCAUCGAACAGCUGUGCAGCACAGUUGGAGUACAGCCGUCAGAGCUUCAAGAUUUUGGGGCUAUAGGGGGAUCCACAAAUGCCGCCUCUUCAUCCUCCAUGUGGUCCUGUCUGCACUGCACCUUUAUGAAUCAAGCUGGCACAGACCAGUGUGAGAUGUGUCGACUGCCUCGGACCUAACAUCAGAUAGCUGACCUUGGGGCCGGCGAGAGGAGUCUCCUAAAAGGGAGUUGUCCUUUGCAAGCAAGCUUCCAGCAAGCCCCACCAAAUCAUGUUGCUUGAAGGGAGAGAAGUCUUGGGUGUGUCCAUUCUCUCUGGAAGCCAACGGUAGUUGUAGGGAACCAAAGCUUACUUACCCACCAGGAAUGACACACUGAGGCAGGCCCAUUCUGGGUGGGAGGGGGGUUGAUAACAUGUCAUCUUUAACAUCCUUAUAUUGCCUACAAGACUGUUAUGAGUGGAGCUAGUACCAUAACACAUUGUUCCUUAUCUUUUUACCCAUGCAAAACUUACACCUCCUCAACUUGAAAUGGAGUCUGAUAAGUCAGUCAUGUCUUAAAAAAUAUCAUCAUUGACCACUAAAGAGCAGCUGUUGCGCCAGUCCCUUUGUAUCUUUUGGCGAUAUUGCACCAUGUCUUGUCAUUUGUCACUACUGAUAUCGGGAAUGGUGACAGGCAAAGGCUAGUUUGGGAGAUACUGUAAGCUCAGUUUUAGCCACCAUUAACAUGUUUUACAAGUAUUAUUUUCAGCUACGAAUUUCACAAUGAAAAUAAACACAACACUUUCUGGGUGAAAUGAAUGUUUAUUUACGCAUUCCAGUAAUACUGCAUGUAAUUUUAUAUAUUUCAGGAGAUGGGGUGGAUAUAAAGCAUCCAGGGCUCUCAGGGGUAAUCCAAAUGUGCAGUACAUUCAGAUAAAGUAUUAAGGAUUCUUACAUCACAUUAUAAAAUCUCCGUACAUCUGAUAGACAGAGGUGACAUAACUUUGCAGAGUGCCUUAUUAAUGCUGCUCUAGUGAUUUAAUGAUUCCGGUUUGUUUUGCCAGCAGCUGUUAAUUUAAUGGGGUGGGUGUGGGCUUUUAUUUUGCUUAAGCACUGUUAUCUGAGAGGUGAAUUUUCAACUUUUAAAUGUCAUUAUGGAAAAAGAAGUAUGACUAGAUUUCUAGUUUAAACAGUAUGAUAUAGCCACUGUCUUAUUGUGUGUAUUCUCUGAACAUGCACAUGGUACUACAGCACAGAAAUGUGUGGCAGGAAAUAUCUCGCAGGUCACCUAGUGCAGUAGGUAAGCAUUUGGUUAAGUAGUUCAGUCUUAUGUGGCAUGGCGGACAAACAGUGCUCACUAGUUAUUUGCCCUAAAAGCUGAGAAACCUGCUUUUUCGCUGUACCCACACCUCUUAUCCUAUCCCUACUAAAGCCUUUUGAGAAAGAAAAUAAUAAUAAUUGUCCAAGUGCUGUAUGUGGAAACUGUUACUCACACAUCUUGUUUCCACUAGUAAUUGGAGAGCAGCAUUCUCACGUAAUCAUUAUUAAUGUUUAUGCGGAGGUUGGAGGCAGGGCAGUACCUCUCGAGAUUUUACUGGUAUAGGAGCAGGACAGUAAGCAUCCUAGAUGCAAUCGUUAACCAAAGUGGAUGGUGCCUUAUUGUCGUACAACAAAUGCCAGAUGUCUCCCAAGCUUUUUAUAAUGUUCCAACUGCCCAGGUUUAUUUGUUUAUCCGCUCACUUCCAGGAAGCCAGAGGCCAACAAUGUGCAGUAGUCUCACUUAUCAUGAACCAUGUUGCAAAUAAUUAAAAACUACCAUUUUGCUUGGGUUUUCAGUAACACAAAAAACUAAUCAUAUGUUACUGUUUGCUGUCACAGAACGCCUUUUGAACCUCAGUCUUUGCUAGGAAGAAGUCCCUCAUAUUGGCCAAGUUACUCAUGACAUAUUGGCCAAGUUACUCAUGACAAUAGUCUAUGGCAAUAAGGUACCUUGGGUGCUUGGAAGCAAGAUAACAAAGUGAGAUGAACCUCCCUCCUGCAGUUUCCUGUUGAAGUAGGUGGUAGUGACAGGGUUAAUUUAUUCAUCCAGCAAGAUUUUGGAGUGUAGCUCUGCUUUGACUCAACCUCCUUCUCCAUGAUGUUUUCUCUCGCUGGGUGUUACAGAAGUGUGUGACUUGAGCCGUUGGACGGAGCUGUGUGUAUUCUAGCUCUGAUGGAAUGAAAUAAAAAUGCUUGAAAAAUA